Periconia digitata is the source of this 807-nucleotide messenger RNA. NCBI's taxonomy places the organism in Eukaryota, Fungi, Ascomycota, Dothideomycetes, Pleosporales, Periconiaceae. The record is from the annotation of a GenBank genome assembly.
AGCUUCCUCCCAGCGUCUUUCUUCGCUCGCUCGUUCGUUCACGCGCAAUCUCCCCCAUACCCGCCUUCCCCUCUCUCCCUUCCAAUACACCAUACCCUUUCUUUACCGCCAGCAACCAAUUCUUUAUCGCGACAGGCCGUCAUGCCUCUAGUGAACGAAUCAUACGAUUCCCUUCCCUAUGUCGACACGCCUCCAACCCAGCAGAGCCUGACCGCCGCGCAAACCCUGAUCAACCAAGACAUCCAACAAGCUGGCGUCGACACACAACAUAUCCAUCCCGCACUCAUCCCAGCCACUUCCUACACACCCACCUUCUCUCAAGCCGUCGAAACAGAACAUGCACGCCUUCAAGCAGACCCCGCCUCCAAGCUCUCCGCCAUUGACCUGACGCGCUACGAGGACUUCGAAGCUCCACCGACAACUUCGCCGACGAGCGACGAGGACCGCCCCGAGCUGCUGGCGCAAUGGUCUGCUGCUCUGAAGAAGGCCUACACGAGCUCUGAAUACGUGCACGCGCGGUCCGCGGAAUUGAGCCUACUGGAGAAAUUCGGAAAGAACUCGUGGCUGGUCGGUAACUCACAGCUCGAGGAUGUGCUCAAGGCGAUCGAAACUGAGCUGGCUGAUGUGAGGAGACAGCAUGAAGAGGUCGAGGCGCUGCGCCGACAACAGCAGGAGAGCGUGCAUGGCGAGAUCAAGACGCUGGAGGAUACCUGGAAGAAGGGCGUGGGACGAGUGCUCGAGACCGAGGUUGCUGCCGAGGGCUUGAAGCAGCAGAUUCUCGAGGCUCGGCGAGCGGGUGCUGUGUGA